Periconia digitata is the source of this 1515-nucleotide messenger RNA. Lineage: Eukaryota; Fungi; Ascomycota; Dothideomycetes; Pleosporales; Periconiaceae. The record is from the annotation of a GenBank genome assembly.
GCCACAGGAAAUCGCAACUUCUAUCGUCAACAUAAACACCCAAUCAUGAAGAUUCUCACAAAAGAAGAGGAGGAGGCGCAUUACAAUGCCACAGUCAAAGGUGGAACGAUAGGCGGUUUGGCCGGUCUAGCACUCGGUAGUACAGCUGUCGUUCUGGCGAGUAGGAGAUAUCCCAAUUUCAGGGCGCUCACAGUACCAUUCCGAGCUUUCCUUGGAGCGUCGGCAGGAUCCUUUGCUGCCGUCAUCGCCGCCGAUCGUGCCUCUGCUAAAUUCGACAUCGAGCACAACCCCGAAAAGAAGCGUGAGAUUGAGCGCGAACGAGAGCGCAAUGCCCUUUACGAGUCCAACAAAACCCUUGUUCAGCGUACUAGCGACUGGGCGUCCGAAAACCGAUACCCCAUCCUCUUUACCUUCUGGGUCGCCUCCAUGGCCGGUUCCUGGAUGGUCGUAAACCGCAAAUCGACUAUGAGUGGAACCAAUAAGUUGGUGCAGGCGCGUAUGUAUGCCCAGGGUCUUACCCUUGCAGCAUUGCUGGCAAGCUUCGCGUUCGAGGCCGACGACGCAAACAAGGGUAAGGGCAGGUGGGAAACCAUCAAGGUGGUGGAUCCCAACGACCCUGAGCACAAGCAUUUGAUUGAGAAGAAGAUACAUCAUGAGAGAUAUGCUGGCGAGGACCAGUGGAGAGAAAUGGUCGAGGCCGAAGAGGCGAGAAUCAAUGCUCGCAAAGAGGCUGCUAAGGCGAAGCAGCACGAUAACGAGGCUCAAAACAAGGAUCAGAAGGCGAAGUCGAAGUCACCAUCAUCAUAAACGGCACAAUCACAGUAGUCAGUGUGAAUCAAAACAUGGCUUACGCUGGAUUCGCGAGCGGCAUGUAACUUGGCUUUUGGACCACCUUGAACCUCUUGGGCCUCUCUUCGCGCCAACAACUUCGACGAUACACCUCAAACUCAACAGACGAUGAAGUUUUACGGCCUUACCUCCACUUCCUCUCCUCCACAUCUUCCUAUAUCUUCAUCGGCCCUGGACUUUGAAUACCUUUUUCCGCUACGUUUCGGUCGGCGGGUAUAUAUAUCCUCUUGCUUUUUUCCGUGUUCAAUUGACAGUACCUCUUUUUGGUUGUUUCCGUGCAAUGGGAAGAGAGAAGUAGAUUGUUCUUGAUGUUAGACCUAUCAUUCCCGUCGACACUGUGUGGAUAUAGGAUGUAUGAUAUAUAGAUAUACUUUGUAUAUAAUGAACCUCUUUCUGCAAAGAAAAGCCUAUUGUUUGCCCAUGUGCAUCUUCCCUCGUCCCCAUUUCUGGUGAAAAACUUGGUCGUGCGUCAAGUUCCCAGACUUCCUUCCCUUCAACUGGAGUGUCAGAUCAAAAAUGCCGGGCCUUCCCUGUAGACAUCUGUCCCCUCAUCAUAUCAAGUGCCCGAGUCUUCUCGAAGAAGUAAAAAACAAACAGAAUCCCCCCUUUCGUGAGAUCAGCAGACUAUCCAUCUAUUCACCAUGUAAUGUUAGCCACGACCACGGC